CAAAUACACGCAAAAUCAUAUGAAACAUGGAUACCCAAUGGAAGCAUGUUAUCUUAAAAGUGUCCGCUCUCCUUAGAAGUUUACCAAAGCUAUAUUUUCCAAGCUGUCGUUGUCAUUAGACGGCUGUCAUUGAUAGCUAACUGGUUAGAUUGCUUGCUACGCUAAAGCUUGGAUGAAAACAACAUUCGACAGCCAUGAAGAUGCACUGACGUUGGCUAGCUACGGAUAAUUAUUUUCCAGAUCUGUGUGUGCUGGGACCCAAUGUUGUCGUGGAGAGAGGCUAACAGAAUGAGCAUCCAGUGAGAGCAGAUCGAAAGAGAGACUCGCUUCUUUGACAUCACCCACAGUCCGUUUUAUUUCAAUAGGUCCUUGUGGUUUGAGACACCCCAUCAGGCACCAUGACGUCCUCUAUGCUACGCCGACAAUUGAAGAACCUCGUUCAGAACUUCUCUGAGGCUGAGGUCAAGGUGAGGGAGGCCACCUCCAAUGACCCCUGGGGCCCCUCCAGCUCGCAGAUGGCCGACAUCUCGGACCUCACCUACAAUGUGGUGGCCUGCAAUGAGAUCAUGACCAUGCUGUGGAAACGCCUCAAAGACGACAAGAACUGGAGGCACAUCUACAAGUCGUUGACCCUGUUGGAGAACCUGUUAAAGACGGGCUCAGACCGCGUUCUGAAUACGAUGAAGGACAACGUCUACAUUGUGAAAGCGCUAACAGAGUUCCGUUUCCAGGACAAGGAUGGGAAAGAUCAGGGGGUGAACGUGAGGGAGAAGGCCAAGGUAGUACUGGUUCUUAUGGAGGACGACGAGAAACUAAAGGAAGAGCGAGAGUCUGCGCUCAAGACCAGAGACAAGAUCUCAAAGAACGCCACUGCCUCCUCGGACGACCCCAACGACCCCAAGGACCCCAACUACAAGCCAGUGUAUGUCCCAGGAGCCACCGGGCUCCCCUCCCUGGCCAACAUCCCUUCUGUGGCUGACCUCGCCGCCAGCUUUGAGGCCAAGAAGCAAGAAAAACUGAGAAUAGAGGCCCAGAAGAAAGAGGAGGAACGACGGUCAAAGAUGACCAAGGAAGAGCUUGAAUGGGAGGAUGCCGCCAAAGCAGGAAAAGUUGCUGACGCCUUUGGCGGGGCAGAUGAACCAUCAGAGGAUGCAUGGGGUGCAGCAGCCAAAACACCCGCUCCUGAUCCUUGGGGGGUUGCGUCCAAAGCUCCAUCCGAGGAUGCAUGGGGCGGAUCAUCCAAAGCGCCAUCCGAGGAUGCAUGGGGUGCACCAUCUAAUGCUACAACAGAAGAAGCAGAUCCUUUUGCGGCGCCAGCCAGUGCCCCAACAGAUGGUUCAGAUCCUUUUGCAGCUACAAUAGAUGGUUCUGAUCCAUUUUCUGCACCAUCCAAUGCAUCAUCUAAAGUUGAAGCUGAUCCGUUUGGGGCACCAAAAGAUGAUCCCUUUUCAGCACCAUCCAAUACACCAAAAGAUGGUUCCGAUCCAUUUGGGGCACCGAAAGAUGAUCCCUUUUCAGCACCAUCCAAUACACCAAAAGGUGGUUCUGAUCCGUUUGGGGCACCAAAAGAUGAUCCCUUUUCAGCACCCUCCAACACACCAAAAGGUGGUUCUGAUCCGUUUGGGGCACCAAAAGAUGAUCCCUUUUCAGCACCAUCCAAUACACCAAUAGGUGGUUCCGAUCCAUUUGGGGCACCAAAAGAUGAUCCCUUUUCAGGACCAUCCAAUAUGUCUAAAGAUGGAGCCGAUCCGUUUGGGGCACCAAAAGAGGAUCCAUUUUCGGCACCAUCCAAUAUGCCAAAAGACAAUUCUGAUCCUUUUGGGGCCCCAUUGAAUACCCCAACGAAAGGUGCUGAUCCUUUUAGGGCACCAUCCAGUCCACCAACCGAGGCUUCAGAUGCGUGGGGUGCUCCAUCCAAUCCACCGUCCGAAAAGAAGGCUGAUCCCUGGGGAGACGAGGGGACCACAGCUGCCUCUCCCCCCGCAGAUCCAUUUGGCGAUGACUCGAAGGCUGAUGAUGACGCAUGGGGACCACCAGCAUCGACUCCGCCCACCGCCAGUGACCCUUGGGGUGCAACUGCUGCUCCCACAGACACAGCAUCAACAAGUGACCCCUGGGGAGAUGGAGGGGCUUCCACCACUACAGACACUAUGAACUCUGACCCAUGGGGAGCUCCAAGUAAUGGCACAGACAAUGGAGCCGCCGCAGACAAAAGCAACAAAUCGCCAGCUUGGUUCCUUGGCGCAGGAGCUUCACUCGUGAACAUGGACUCACUCCUCUCCUCCGAACCCAAACACCCCCCCCUCAACGUCCUUGCCAAGCAACAAAGCAUUUUACAAGGCCCAGGCCCUAUGGGCAGAGUCACGUCCAUUGCUGGUGUGUCUCGUACUACAAUCCCCCCAAACGCCAGCCUUUUAGGUUCCACCGCUAUGUCCUACGGUGUUACCCACCCCAGCUUUCAGUCCCCCAACCCCAUGCUGGGGACUCCUUUAUCCCAGCUAUCAUCCCAUUCCCUGGGCAUGCCUCGUCCUGGCCUGGCUAUGCCUGCAAUGGGACCUCAGAUGGCACCCCCCUGUUUUGGAGCUGUGAUGGUACAACCCAAUUGUCUGGGGGUGAUUCCUCAGGAAGGUCACUCUGCAGUGGCCCACUUGGGAGCUUCCACUCCUCCAAUGGGACGGGGGGUCCCUUUGCAGCCACACAUGGUUUUGGACACCGGGAUGGCAGAGCCUCUUCAACAGAACAACAAUCCUUUCCUUUUUUGAAAAGCUACAACCUGUCCAGCUCACCUUCCUCAACCCCAAAAUCUACAAUGGUUAAUAUAAUGUACAUGUCCAAUUUAGGUGUAUGCAACGAUAUGUAAGAAAUGAAGCAAGGCAAAAUAUAAGUAUUCUGAAAUGAUUUUUCAUGGAAAAACAUUCCAUUUUGGUUGAUUCGAUUUUCAUUUCGGUUCUUUCAAGAGGGGGAAACUCAUCGGGGACGGUAGGAGCUAGUUCCAUUUAGGUCUUGUGUGAUUUUGCUCUCGUGUUGUUCGUUUUCAGUUACACUGACCAGGUUAUUAUCAACGCUCUCGUUCUUUAUGCUUGACUCAUAAGGCUCUGAGAAAGAUGGACGGAGGGUUAAGAAGACUUGAUAGCAAUAUGUGUACAAUCAUUACAAAAGCCUACGUACCCAUAAAGAACAGGAUGCUAGUAGAGACGCUUUCAGGAGGUGUGUGUGUGUGUGUGUGUGUGUGUGUGUGUGUGUGUGUGUGUGUGUGUGUGUGUGUGUGUGUGUGUGUGUGUGUGAGCGAGCAUGUUUUGUGUGAAGGUGAGGUCCUUCAGCAAAAGUAACCAUAACAACAGUAACUUUUUAAAGUUCUGUUGUAUUUUUUAAAAUUAAUUUAUUAUCCUAUUUAUUUAUUUAUUUAUUAAACGAUUUGUUUGUUUCUUGAACACUUGGCCUCCAACAGAUACUUUCGAAAAACAAACUGGAGCCAUAUUCAAAUUAAUUCAUCUCACAUUACUGACAGCAAGCAUCAAAGUUGUCAUUGUCCCGUGGGUUUCUUGAGUUGAACAGUGACUUUGGUUGGAAACGGUCAUAUCCAAUUGGAUAGAACCCUAAUCAUCCACAUUAUCAUCCAAUAACCAAUAGUGGCUUUAUUUCCCUUUUAUCAUUUUGUACACAUUUAUGUCUACUUAUUUACUUAUGUUCGGGAACAAACACAUUGUAUAGAAAUGAAAGCUGAAUUUGUCAUAUCCAUUUUUUCUGUCCUGCGAAACUAUCUGUCAGUUGAAAGUCGUUUUUUGUCAAAUAUUUGUAUUGAAAGACAACAUUCCAUGCAUACAAUACUGUUAAUCUAUGUCUAUUCAGUGAGUUUUCAUCGUAAAGCCUAUUGGAUGCUUGUCAUUCUGUAUUUUUGCAUUCCUUCUUUGGCCUCAAACGAAACGGUCGAAGUACAACAAGACGGUGCACAAAACGUGAAGCGAAAUGAAAGUGGGACUGGAAGUCAACAAAUUAAUUUCUGAAUCGUAGUGCAAGUGUAUUAGUAUAGCUACGAUAAAUGUUAUCAUAGCUACUAUUAUAAUUACAUUUUGUAUGAUAAAUCUUUAUUUUAUUGUGUAUGUCAAGGCUGUGAUGUAAACUGUGACAGUACACAUUUGAGAAAUAAAAUGAUUCAAUUCCUGAGA
Messenger RNA from Salmo salar (Atlantic salmon), 4166 nucleotides. It is a transcript of the gene epn1b, whose product is annotated as epsin 1b. Gene Ontology annotation, cellular component: endosome; plasma membrane; clathrin vesicle coat. NCBI's taxonomy places the organism in Eukaryota, Metazoa, Chordata, Actinopteri, Salmoniformes, Salmonidae. Gene Ontology annotation, molecular function: phospholipid binding; clathrin binding. The record is from RefSeq and is a predicted model, not a curated record. Gene Ontology annotation, biological process: endocytosis.